Messenger RNA from Brassica napus (rape), 1409 nucleotides. RefSeq names its product peroxidase 55-like. The record is from RefSeq and is a predicted model, not a curated record. The transcript has 3 exons. Gene Ontology annotation, biological process: response to oxidative stress; hydrogen peroxide catabolic process. Lineage: Eukaryota; Viridiplantae; Streptophyta; Magnoliopsida; Brassicales; Brassicaceae. Gene Ontology annotation, molecular function: peroxidase activity; heme binding. Bases 227 to 1225 code for a protein of 332 amino acids.
UCUGUUAAUGUGACUAUAUUCUAAUCAUUCAUAAUAAACAUACUCUAUUUCUAUCACUUUUUCAUCAAGACAAAAAAACAAACAUUUAUAUUCUAUAAAAGAGACUCAGCAGCUACAGAUAUAUCCGGUGGCAUAUCGGAGAGUCCAAGAAACAGAGUGCUGUCAUCCAUUAUAUCCAAGAGGGGACCUUAUAGCUAGAAACAAGAACUUAAAGGAGAAUAUCGAGAUGGAUACUAGUAGCGAUUCAAAAAGACACAUGCAGACGUGUUUUUUCCUAGGGAUGCUGUUCUUUUGCAUGGUGGUCGAGUCGGAUGCUGAAUUAUCAGAAAAUUUCUACGCCUCGACAUGUCCUAACGUGGAGCUUAUCGUUCGUCAGGCGGUUGCAACGAAAUACCAACAAACCACCAUCACGGCUCCGGCAACAUUACGAAUGUUCUUUCACGACUGCUUCGUCGGUGGAUGUGAUGCUUCUGUGUUAGUAACGUCUGAUAAUGGAGACGCGGAGAAGGACGCGCAGGACAAUAUAUCUCUCGCAGGAGACGGUUUCGACACUGUGAAUAAAGCUAAACUAGCUGUGGAAGCUCAAUGUCCUGGCCGUGUGUCAUGUGCCGAUAUUAUGGCUCUCGCCGCCAGAGACGUUGUCGUCCUCGCUGGAGGGCCAGGGUUUAAGGUGGAGCUAGGGAGACGAGACGGGCUCGUGUCAAACGCGUCUAGAGUUGACAGGAAGUUACCAGGACCAGAGCUAGACGUAAAUGGUCUGGUCAAUCUAUUCGCUAGUAACGGGCUUACAAUGACCGACAUGAUUGCUCUCUCAGGCGCACACACUAUAGGAUUCUCUCACUGCGACCGUUUCGCUAACCGUCUCUACAACUUCUCAGCGUUCAUGCCCGUAGACCCCACGCUUGACCCGGCCUACGCACAGCAGCUGAUGCAGUCCUGCCCUCGUGUUGGUGCGGACCCCAGCGUCGCCGUAAACCUGGACCUAAACACCCCAAAUGUCUUUGACAAUGUCUACUUCCAGAACCUAGUUGCUCGGAAAGGACUUUUCACGUCCGAUCAAAUUCUGUUUAACGAUUUCAGGUCUCAGGCAACGGUGAUCAGGUUUGCAAACAGUGCUGAAGAGUUCAAUAGGGCUUUUACGUCAGCUAUGAGGAAACUCGGCCGCGUUGGUGUUAAGGUUGGGAGCCAAGGAGAGAUCCGUAGGGAUUGCUCUGCUUUUAACUAAUUUAUGUCACAAAUAUUUUAAAAACAUACGAAUUCUCCUGUUUUUUUUUUAUUAAUGUUUGUUAUAUUAAAAUGUCAUAAUCCACAAUGGAACUUGUUAUAUUGGAGUUGUAAAAGCUAUUUCUCGGGAUUGAAAGAAACAUUAUUUGAAAAUUUGAAAUACAAGUACAGUGGAAUUCAUUUGA